GCUCGUUUAGGCCCAACCCCUGUCUGACGCACUCGGUUUCUCGAAGCAGGGUUUAAGCUUUCUUCAUCGCACAGCCGCCGCGAUCUGACCCCAAAACCCUAGCGCCAUGGGAGCCGCCGCCUCCGCCUCGCCCCCUCCUCCCCUAGAGGCAGCCACGGCCGCCUCCGAUCCUCCUACUCCUCCCCCGGUGGCCGCCGCGCCACCAGCCAAAGAAGAUCCCCAGCACUCCGCCACCGCCCCCGCGGCCGGCGGCGCUGCGGACGGUGCGUCGGCGGGAGCGCCAGCCGACGCCGGUGGAGGCGACGCGGCCGAUGCCGCGGAGACGGUGGUCUUGGACGCCUCCACGGCGGCCGGCGAGGCAGGGGAGGGGGAGGAGGAGCAAGGGGAGUGCGGGUUCUGCCUCUUCAUGAAGGGCGGCGGGUGCAAGGAGGAGUUCGUCGCGUGGGAGAAGUGCGUGGAGGAGGCGGAGGCCGAGACGGUCGGCGUCGACGUCGUGGAGCGGUGCCAAGACGUCACGGCCGCGCUGCGGAAGUGCAUGGACGCGCACGCCGAGUACUACGAGCCCAUCCUCCGAGCCGAGCGCGCCAUGGCCGCGGACCUCGAGGCCUUUCAGGCCCAAGAAGCCGCCUCCUCCGACUCCCCGGCGCCGGCGUCGGAGGAAGGCCAGAAGAAGCAGGCGGCCGACGCAGCAGCGCCGCCGUCGGAGAAAGACCAGGAGAAGCAGGUAGCCGAGGUGGCGGUCUCGGAGAAGGAGAGCAGAGAUCCUGCAGCCUGAUUGGGUAAAAAGGCGGUAGCAUCUUGAAUUUUUUGGUGAGGGUUUUGAGGAUGUGCAUUUCAUUUCUUCUUUCGAGUAUCAAUUAAACUGUCAUGAUCGGAGUGAUUGGUGGCCGGCGAGGGAGAUAGAUCUCUGCUCUCUCUACAUGAAGAUGUGAUUCUUUCUGGUGAAGUCAAAUUAUACGUGUUGCCAGACGAAUUCUAACUCUGGCAAAUUAUACAGA
Messenger RNA from Panicum hallii, 998 nucleotides. RefSeq lists its product as uncharacterized. The record is from RefSeq and is a predicted model, not a curated record. Lineage: Eukaryota; Viridiplantae; Streptophyta; Magnoliopsida; Poales; Poaceae. Bases 107 to 775 code for a protein of 222 amino acids. The transcript has a single exon.